CUUCUCAGCUGUUGCACUUGAGCUUUCCGCACUUAAGUUCUGUUCAGCGAGAAAUCUUUUCAUCUCCUUUCCAAUUUGUUGCGUGAUGUUCGCUUCGCAUAGACCUCGUGUUUUUCGUUCGCGUCUCGGGUGUUGCAUUUGCGGCGCAAAGUCUUCGAGCUCAAGAUUCACGUCUUCGUCAAAAUACGAGUUGUUGUUUAGAGGUUGCUUUCAAUUGAAUGAGGAGAGGCAAGGAGAGAUCUGCAAUGCCUGUGUACUUCUGGUCAAACGGUGGAAGAAACUGCCCUCUGGAAGUGCGAAGAAUUGGAAACAUGUAAGUUGAGAAAAUCUUACUUCUUUGGGAUGCCGUGUUUUCAGGAAGAGCGCAAACCGCAAAUUCAAAUGUCAUUUGCGCUUGUGUCAAUUUUUGGGUCAACUUUUUUUUUUUAAACACAGGUCGUAGACAGUAAAGCCACAGUGAAAAGAACUACGAAGCCAAGGAGAAGUUCGAGAAAUUCUAUGACUGUGGAAAACGGAAACGAACUAACUUCCACGAUGAACGGUUCAAGAGCAACAAGUGGUCGCAGCGCGAGUUGCGGUGGACAAGAAACUCGAGGUUGGUAAUCGUCUUUAUUGUUUAUUAGGAAAACUUAAAACGGUAAAAACAAUUCUUUUCUUGCCUUGUCUUCGAUGACAGUCGCCCUGUUUUUUUCGAAGACCUCAACUGAAUCGUGUGUUCAUUUGACAUCACUAAAAUCAUCUGGUUUUUUUUUUUUUUUUUUUGUCCAUUUUCUACGUUCUCUUUCAAGGAAACGAAGCCCAUCAAUAAAUGAAUUAAUUAAAACAUAACCAUAACAGAAAUGGUUUGAAACUUCAAUGGGAGAAUGGCCAAGAAAUUAUUUAACUUUUUAUGGUAAAGUUGUGCUUUUGAAAUUACUUACAUAUUCCUGUUUUGCACACGAAAAUGUACGAUUCUGGACAUUUCUAGAAUUUCCUACACCUAAAUAAAAUCACUGAGGCUUCCCUCCCUCAAUCUGCUAAGCCCUCUAUCUCCUAACCAUACUGUUAUUUUAUUUCUUUUCUUUCAUGAACCCUUUACACCUUAUCAUCAGAAUUCAUAUUCUCCAUACUGUUGUCUGUACAUUUACUGAGAUGUUGACAAGGAGAAUUUGUCUCACAAUCAAGAAUUUCUUUAGUUGGCGAUCAUUUCUGUUAAUCUCAUCACAUUAAUGUGUGAUUCAGUGGUGAUAUUGUAAGGAGAAAUUAGAUGCUAGUCAUCCUUAGGGUGUGAACGGUUAAGGGGGGGGAGGUUGUUUCUUUAUUUUAUUAACCAAGCCCAAGGGCCAUUCUAGGAGAGUAUUGGCUUUAAAGAAGAAUGUUUGAAUAAGUAAGAAGGUAAACUUUAAGCCUGGUCUCCAAAUAUGUUUUUAACAAGGAAUCAAGCCUCAGACCUUGCAAUUUUGUGCUCUGAUACUUUGUCUACAGAGCAGUGGAUGGUAAGCAAUGCCAUUUUUUGGUCUUUAUGUCAAAAGCCUACUGCAAUCUGCAAGGAUCUAUUUGCACAUCAACUAUUUUUGAGAAAUCAAAAUGGCUGAUAAAUCAGAGAAUUGUUGUUAACCCUUUAACCCCUAAGAGAGAUCACCUUCUAAUUUCUCCCAAUGGUAUCAGCCCUGAAUCAAACAUUAAGGUCAUGGGAUUAACCCUUUAACUCCCAUGUAUGACCAAGACAGAAUUUCUCCUUACAAUAUCAAUACAAUAUCAAGCAGACAAGUGAUGAGAAUAAAUAAAAAUAUUAAUUAGGGGAUUAUUAGUUGAUCCAAUACCGAAUUCUCAAAAGCAACAUCAGAAGAACUAUAUGGCAGACAGUAAGGAGAAUUACUAAUGAGAUCUUGGGAGUUAAAGGAUUAAAGAAAGGGAUUGCAAACUCAAGAAGCUCUUAAUUGUUGGACAAAUUCUCUUUGUAAGCACCAUAAGAAAUUUUUUGAGAAUGGUAUGGAAAAUAAGCAUGCUGAUGUUAGGGUGUAGAGGAUCAACAGCACAUUUGUAAACAUGCUCUCUGCAUCUCUCCUUGUGCCUUCUGUUUGGAACUGUUUGGAACUGGUUGUCUACAAAGUCAUUAUUUCUGUUCUUACCUCAAUUGCCUGUUUCUUCUCCCCUUAUGGCUUUGUCCUUGGUUUCAUUGAGAGCUUUCAAAAUGCUAUAGGACUUGAAGGAUUGUGCAACCAACUCUGUUGUAAUUUCCUUCCAUGCUCAAUUAUUUAUCCAUUGCAAAACCAGUUCCUUGCUGGGAGAUCACUUCUCUCCCUGAGGGAGGGUAGAUAAAUUGACCAUUCACCAUCCAUGCCUGAUACUGGGUUCUGAUCUUUGUUUUGAAUUGCUUGUUGAUACCCUUGUCAAUGGGCUGCCUGGGAUCACAACAACAUCAGUAUUCAAUCUCAUGGAGAUGGAUGUUAAUGCUUCCAGUUGUUGUACUAUCCCAGGGAAGCUGUGAAGUUUGGGCCACUACUAAGUUCUUUGGCUUUCACUUCCACCAUCAUUCCAUCAACUGACAGAUUUAACAAUGUAGAAACUGAUUUAUCGAUAUAGAAAGUGAGUAGUACAGAAAUGGAAAGGAAUGAUAACAGGUAAACAAUGUUAUAGCUGGUGAUAUCAAUCAAAUGAAAUACUUAUGAAAUGAAAUAUCUCAUAUCUUAUAAUAGUAGUCUUUUCCCAUCUCUCAUCUUCAUUAUUGUCUGAGAGGCUGGAAGAGUGUUUGCAGUAUAUUUAGCUUUCAUGGGUGGUAAACCAUCACAGUUAUGAUUUAUGACAUCUGCCAAUUGUUUGCAGAUGAUGAUGAAAUUGAAACAGAUAGUGGGGAGAUGUCACCCACGUUGAUGUGUGGCUCACCAAGUCCCAGUCCCAGUGAUGUGUCUGAUGAUUUGUCAUCAGGUUCAACAACCACCUCUUCAAAACAAGUGCGUCAAGUGUCAACAGCUUCACAAACAUCCUUUCUGUUCCCAUCCCUUACCUCUUCAGCAAAUAAUAAGCUGCCAUUCAUUGACCUGUCAAUGUGGCGACGUGAAGAAAUCUGCUGUGGCACUAUAUUCAGAGGGCCUCAUGGUGAGGUCCUCGUAGACCCUAAGCUUCUGAACCCUGUAUGUACAUGCUCUUGUAGUGCCAGGCCCCCUGUACAUGUUGCCGAAACAAAGAGUGUUAACUAGAAAUUAUAUAGUGCUCUGGCCUGAAAAGAUCAGUUAAAGAUUUGCUUCCAAUUCUGUUUCUGACAGAGUCCUUUAGCACAUGUUCACAUGACAUUGCAUAACUGAAUCUUGCAAAUUUCAAUCUGUCUCAUCUAAAUAUAAUUUGGUGCAACAUAUACCAUAGUUUCCAAGUUCUUAAAACUCAGAGCCAAAAUGAACAUAUGUUCAUGACAUCAUCACAUACAUGUGCUGCAAUUAUGAUGGUAAGACUUGAAAUAAUUGAUAUCUUCAAUAGCCUUCAAAUGAGUCCAGUAUUAUCAUUUCCAAAGCAAGAGAAUUAUUGUCUUAUAGUUAAUGCAUAUAAUAUUCUCGACUAAUUUUUUUUGUACUCAUUUUGUAUCAAUAUGGGUAGC
Molecule: messenger RNA, 3571 nt
Organism: Pocillopora meandrina
Lineage: Eukaryota; Metazoa; Cnidaria; Anthozoa; Scleractinia; Pocilloporidae
Source: the annotation of a GenBank genome assembly